This is a messenger RNA of Branchiostoma belcheri (Belcher's lancelet), 1434 nucleotides long. Its product is annotated as fibrinogen C domain-containing protein 1-like. Bases 94 to 1005 code for a protein of 303 amino acids. The record is from RefSeq and is a predicted model, not a curated record. The transcript has 4 exons. Lineage: Eukaryota; Metazoa; Chordata; Leptocardii; Amphioxiformes; Branchiostomatidae.
AAGUGACGAUCAACUUUUCAGGAGAAGACUUCCUUGAGGAAAUAUCUACAGUCAACAGCGUUUUCCUUGCCCAAGAGGAAGCAUUUUAUCGCCAUGGCGUCGCCUUUUCUCAGUCUUCUAACGUCCCUUGUAACGUCUGUGUUCCUGUGCUCUGCCCAGUCGGUCUGUAGACCACCGUCAGACGAGAAAUGUGUGUGUAAUUGUGGGGAUGCAGUGGUGAAUACUGGGAACGACAACGCAUUUCGAGCAGAGCUGGAGGAGCUCAAAAUCACUGUGAAGCAACUUUCCCAGACCGGGAAGUGUGGGCCAGAAGCAGUAGGCAUUACAGCCAACGACACAAACACCGACAAGCCCCAAGACUGUCAGGACAUCCUUGACAACGACGAGACCACGCCCAGCGGCGUGUACAUGGUUUAUCCACGGGACAACCUGGGCGGCUUCCUGGUCUUCUGUGAUAUGGACACGGACGGAGGCGGCUGGACGUUGUUCCAGAGACGCCAAGACGGCACCGUGGACUUCUACCGGGGCUGGGCGGACUACAAGACCGGCUUCCCUUCCAACCUGAACGGCGAGUUCUGGCUGGGGAAUGACAACUUGUACCGCCUGGCUGUGCAGAAAGUCUACCAGCUCAGGGUGGAUUUGGAGGAUGUGGAGGGAGAGACGCGGUACGCCGUCUACGACACGUUUGCCAUCUCACCUGAAUCACAGAACUACAAGCUCCAACUAGGAUCUUACAGUGGUACUGCAAUGGACAGCCUUAAGCAGCAUCGCGGGGAGUCAUUCAGCACCAAGGACAGAGAUACUUCGACUGGCUGUGCUAAUACUUUCAAAGGUGCCUGGUGGUACCGCACGUCGUCCGGCAACAGUUGCCUCCACUCCAACCUGAACGGCCUGUACCACCUGGGUACACAUGAGAGUCACGCCGAUGGUGUCUGCUGGUACGACUGGAAGGGUAACAACUACUCCCUGAAGCGCACUGAGAUGAAAAUCCGACCAACUCCAUAACUAAACACGUUUUAAAAUUUUUUCAUGGUUGAUCUGCUUACGAACUAUGCAUCGUAAGCCGUUUGCAGUGUUUGUGAUAAUCAUCUUUCUGUGUUUUUUAAAUUUUUUAGAUAUUUGCAUGAUCCUAAACCUAACAUUGGAGAUCAUCAAGUCUAUGAAUAUCACACUAAAAAGAAAAUGUACAACAACAACAAAACAUCGAAUCAGUUUUAGAAUAUAUUUUAAAGUAUAAAGUUAUGAGUAAUCUGUACACUGUUGUCAUCCAAGGCUCAACAUCGCCCUAAUUGAUUAGAUGUAAGAACGACACAUUGUAUUGAUAUGCAUGAAUAAUUGUCAUUCUCACCAGAUAUCUACAUGUAUUCAACAGUGUUAGAUUUAUAGAGCGAGCUUACUAACAUGCCGCUAUUUAUAACUCAAAACGUUACAGUU